This is a messenger RNA of Didymodactylos carnosus, 987 nucleotides long. Lineage: Eukaryota; Metazoa; Rotifera; Eurotatoria; Philodinida; Philodinidae. The record is from the annotation of a GenBank genome assembly.
ACUAAAGUAAGAAAAAAAUAGGUUUUUAUAUACUAUCGACAACGCUCUACAACAUAGUCAUCUUGAUUUUGCUUGAUUUUGUGAUCAUACUUCGCCAAAAAAAUCUACCGUUACGUGGACUGGCCGAGACAUAAAUUUAAAUGGAAAGAAGAACAAAGAAAAGCAUUUAACAAUCUCAAACAAAUAUUAACGUCUCAACCACUAUUUCUUAACUUCCCUGUUGAUAACAAACCAUUAAUCCUGACAACGGACGCAAGUGCCACUGGGAUAGGCGGAGUAUUACAACAAGAAGUAAACGGUCAACUACAUAAUUUAUACUAUCAUUCCCAACUCAUGACACCAUGUGAAAAACGUUAUAGUACCAUAGAACAGGAGGCACUUGCCAUCUACAAAUGCUUCGCGAGAAUGCGUCCUUUUAUACUCGGUAGAAGUAUUAUCGUCAUGACCGAUCAUUGCCCGCUAUGCAACAUCAUGAAUAAAACAGUUAGAAACGUAAGAGUUGACCGAAUUGCCAAUUUAAUCCAAGAAUACAAUAUCGAUCAGGUUAUUCAUAUAAAAGGCAGAGAAAAUUACCUUCCAGAUUAUUUAUCGAGACAUCCAAGAGAACAAGAUGAUGAAUUAAAUGAUAUUGAUUAUGGCAUUGCCAGUAAGGAGACUGCUUCUUUCCAGCUGCCAGUGGCAGUAAGCGCAGAAGACCAAUCUCCUUCUCAUCCAAAUUUAUUAUCGGCAAUGACACUAAGACCACGAAAAAAUCAAAAUCAAAAUCAAAAUGUUAGAGCAACAACGACGACAGAUAACAAUUCACCUGAUCACUACGACUCUGACGCUGAAAACGAUAAAUUCUCGAAUACACAAAUACCAUCGAAUUUCACUUCAAAUCAUUUUGACGUUAUGAAAUUACGAGACGAACAAGACAAAGAUAUCAAUAUUCAAAAUAUAAUCGUAAAUCUUAAUAACAUAUGUUAUAAGAGACAGCAUUCUGUAUAA